Hevea brasiliensis (rubber tree) is the source of this 1649-nucleotide messenger RNA. RefSeq names its product PI-PLC X domain-containing protein At5g67130. The transcript is spliced from 9 exons. Gene Ontology annotation, biological process: lipid metabolic process. NCBI's taxonomy places the organism in Eukaryota, Viridiplantae, Streptophyta, Magnoliopsida, Malpighiales, Euphorbiaceae. Gene Ontology annotation, molecular function: phosphoric diester hydrolase activity. The record is from RefSeq and is a predicted model, not a curated record. The coding region runs from base 154 to 1413 and encodes 419 amino acids.
CUCUCUCUCUCUCUCUCUCUCCAGUUGCCCCUUGCCCGGUUAACAUUAGAGCCAAAAAAUUCAAAGGCAACUCCUUUAUUGGAUUUUCAAAGCCUUGGAGUUUAAGCCAUUUCUCCUUCUGUCUGUCUCAGCUGCCUCCUUCUUCCUCUUCUUAUGUAUGGAAUUCCGGAAAUGAAGGGAUCAAAUGCUUUCUUUAUUUUCUCUAUCCAACUCCUAUUCAUUGGUCUUUGUCUCUUCGUCGCCGGUUGUUCCAGCCUGAAGCUGGGAGAGACCUGCUCGUCAGGUAAUGCGUGCGACCCUGGAUUGCGAUGCGAAACUUGUCCUGCUAAUGGAAAUACCCGACCCAGAUGUAUCCGGAUCCAGCCUUUGAGCCCAACAUCAAAAGUAAAAGGUCUGCCAUUCAACAAAUAUUCAUGGCUAACAACCCACAACUCUUACGCUAUUACAAGCGCUACAUCGGCCGCGGGUUCGGCUCUUUUAUCUCCUACGAAUCAAGAGGACUCCGUUACCAGUCAACUCAAUAAUGGGGUCCGAGGGCUUAUGCUGGAUAUGUAUGACUUUCAGAAUGGCAUCUGGCUAUGUCACUCUUUUGGUGGCCAAUGUUACAACUACACAGCAUUUCAACCUGCCAUCAACGUGCUAAGAGAGAUUGAGGCCUUCAUGGCUGCAAACCCAUCAGAGAUUGUCACAAUUUUCAUCGAGGAUUAUGUGAUGGCCCCCCUAGGCUUGACUAAGGUUUUUAAUGCAUCUAAUCUUAAUAAAUACUGGUUCCCUGUAUCAAAGAUGCCAAAGAAUGGUGAAGAUUGGCCAACAGUGGAUGAUAUGGUCCAGCAGAAUGAGCGCUUGGUGGUCUUUACUUCCAAAUCAGCUAAAGAGGCUUCUGAGGGCAUUGCUUAUACUUGGAAAUAUGUGGUAGAAAAUCAAUAUGGGGAUGAUGGGAUGAAAGCUGGUUCAUGUCCAAAUAGGGCUGAAUCAUCUCCCAUGAACACAGCAACAAUAUCACUGAUUCUUCAAAAUUAUUUUCCAACUAAUCCCAAUGCAACAGAAACUUGCCUGGACAAUUCAGCUCCAUUAAUUAGCAUAACCAACAGUUGCUAUGAAGCAGCUGGCAAACGGUGGCCAAACUUCAUUGCCGUUGACUUUUAUCAGAGGAGUGAUGGUGGGGGGGCCCCAGAAGCUGUGGACGAAGUGAAUGGUCAGCUUACUUGUGGAUGUGCCAAUAUUGCCUACUGCAAGGCAAACGCAAAACGUGGUACAUGUGACGUUCCUCCAAUCGCACCCCCUCCCCCUGCCGCUGCUACUGGAAACUCACAAACUACUUCUACUUCCACCAACAUUGCUUAUUUGCAUCCCAAACGAGGCCAAUUACGGUGGGUUUUGGGGACAAUUUUGACCACGUUGCUAUUAUUAUGACUGUGAUUAUGCCAAUGGGCCUAUUUACCACGUUGGUAUUAUUAUGAUUGUGAUUAUGCCAAUGGGCCUAUUUACCAUUUACUCGCAUCAGAAUAUUUUAUGCAGAGGAAUUGCGGCUUAUUUGUGUCCUCGCUUUGAGGGUUGUACUUGAGAGAAUGACUUGUGUUAGAUAUGUUUUGAUUUGUUGUCACCAUACACGCUAUAUAUGUAAAUUGGAAGUACGCUUGGACAUAAAA